Messenger RNA from Trichoplusia ni (cabbage looper), 7676 nucleotides. RefSeq names its product protein phosphatase PP2A 55 kDa regulatory subunit (gene tws). Bases 1059 to 2525 code for a protein of 488 amino acids. Gene Ontology annotation, cellular component: protein phosphatase type 2A complex; cytosol. Gene Ontology annotation, biological process: peptidyl-serine dephosphorylation. The transcript is spliced from 10 exons. The record is from RefSeq and is a predicted model, not a curated record. Lineage: Eukaryota; Metazoa; Arthropoda; Insecta; Lepidoptera; Noctuidae. Gene Ontology annotation, molecular function: protein binding; protein phosphatase regulator activity.
AAUUGAAAAAUAUACACGUUUUAACCCUUUUCCAAAUGAAAACAAUUCAUGUCAAUUGUGACAAUAUUCACAUUAAAAAGGUUUUCAUAACGUUUAUCCCUUGGGUAUACCCUGAUUAAUAUUUCAUUUUAUGACUUAAAUGGGACAGUCAGGCAUUUUGCGUCAUCAGCUUUGUAAUGUUUCUGACGCAAAUACCAGACAGGAGAGCGAACAAUUAUUUUGACGUCAAAUUCCAUUGUGACGUAGCAUUCUCUGACUAAUUUGACAAAACUCUUGAAGAGAGAUACGUAUUUCUUCACUAGGAAGUGAUUACAAUAACAAUAUAUUGAAAAUAAUGUUUGAUUUUUGUACUGUCUAGUGUCCACGGCAUAUAACAAUGGAUUUUAUGCUUGUGUGCGUUUUGCAGGUGUCCUACCCACUUUUGAUUUGAUAGAUCUUGCUAUCAAAUGAGUUUGAUCUAUUGAGUUUGAACAUGUUUUAAAAAUAUUCAAUAUCAAAACAAACCACCUUACAAGGCACGGCGAAGUCGUCGUAAAAAUAACUGUGUCUUAAAGAGAAUACAAAAAUGCCGUCGCGAAAAACCGAGCAAGUAUUUAAUAAUUACGUCCUUUGGGCAAAAACUUAGUAACGCAAGUAACAAAUAAAUAACAAAAGCGGUCGCGUUUUUUCUCGGUACAUGUUUCUUUAGCAGAACUAUCUUCGCGGCAGGCACGCAACUGCCAGCAUUAAUUAUCAUUGCAACGCUAUUUAUAUCCAUUGAAUUACGUACUACAUAUGUACAAGGUGCUUCCUCUAAUUGUCGCGCGUCAAGCCUUGUGGUCCCAUUGUUUAAGUUAAACCCACCGCAGACGCACUCUAAAGAAAGGUGUAAUGUUACAAACCACUGUCUAUUCAAAAAUAUUAUAUUACUAUUCUGCGAACAAAGAACAGGUUCCAAAUUCUGAGUUUUACGACAUUUCCCUUCAGGACAUGGCUCCGCACAGUACUGUUGAGCGUUUUUCUGUAACUUUUUAGUGAGAUGCGUGUUUGUUUACCGUUGUUUAUGAGUUAGUGUAGAGAUGUUGAAAAAGAAGGAAGUUCCGUGGUAUUCCAAUCAUCGUAUUCGGCUCCAGGACAAUUUCGCGAACUGGAGACACCACUCGUGUCGUGUACAUUGGAAUACAACAUGUGACUGCAAUGGUGGGGAGACGACAUGGUGUUUCAGUCAGGUGAAAGGCACUCUAGAGGACGACGUGACAGAAGCUGACCUGAUCUCCUGCGUGGAGUUCAACCACGAUGGCGAGCUCUUGGCCACCGGGGAUAAGGGUGGCAGGGUUGUCAUAUUUCAGAGAGAUCCGGCAUCCAAGCAAUGUGUGCCGAAGAAGGGCGAGUACAACGUGUACUCCACAUUCCAGUCACACGAACCAGAGUUUGAUUAUCUCAAGUCGUUGGAAAUUGAGGAGAAAAUCAACAAGAUCCGGUGGCUGAAACGCAAGAACCAAGCGCACUUUCUGCUGUCUACGAACGACAAGACCAUUAAAUUGUGGAAGGUUAGUCUUGUGUCGGAGCGGGACAAGCGCGUGACGGGCUACAACACGCGCGAGGAGGGGGGGCGGCCGCGAGACCCCGCGCGGGUCACGCAGCUGCGCGUGCCCACCGUGCGGCCCGCCGAGCUCAUGGUCGAGGCCUCGCCCAGGAGGAUAUUCGCCAACGCUCACACGUACCACAUAAACUCCAUAUCUCUAAACUCGGAUCAAGAGACGUACUUGUCGGCGGACGACCUCCGCAUCAACCUCUGGCACCUCGAGAUCACCGAUCAGAGCUUCAACAUUGUGGACAUCAAGCCCGCUAAUAUGGAGGAGCUUACUGAGGUGAUUACGGCGGCGGAGUUUCAUCCGACGGAAUGCAAUCUCUUUGUCUAUUCUAGUAGUAAGGGCACGAUAAGGUUGUGCGACAUGCGGGCGGCGGCGCUGUGCGACCGCCACGCCAAGCUGUUCGAGGAGCCCGAGGACCCGCACGCGAGGUCCUUCUUCUCCGAGAUCAUCUCCUCCAUCAGCGACGUCAAGCUCAGCAACUCCGGCAGAUACAUGAUGUCGCGCGACUACCUAGGUUUAAAAGUGUGGGACCUCCGCAUGGAGACGAAGCCUGUGGAGACGUACCCCGUCCACGAGUACCUCCGCUCCAAGCUGUGCUCGCUGUACGAGAACGACUGCAUCUUCGACAAGUUCGAGUGCUGCUGGAGCGGCGACGACCAGCGGCUCAUGACUGGCUCCUAUAAUGGAUUCUUUAGGAUAUUCGAGCGCGGCGGCAUGGGCGCGCGGCGCGGCGAGCUCACGCUGGAGGCGGCGCGCGACGCGGCCGCGCGGCCUCGCCAGCCGCUGCGGGCGAGGCGUGUCGCCGCCACCGCCAAGAGGAAGAAGGACGAGAUUAGCGUAGACUGCCUGGACUUCAACAAGAAGAUACUCCACACGGCGUGGCACCCUCACGAGAGCAUCAUCGCGGUGGCGGCCACCAACAACCUGUUCAUCUUCCAGGACAAGUUCUAGCGCUCGCCGCGGCCACGCACCGAGCUGCACGGUAACUACACUCACGGACAUAGGAUAGCGGCGCUAACACUAAUGAAAUUGACUGAUGUGGCCAACCAGCACCUCUCAAAACACGCCAUUCGAAUAUGAGCUUUAUAAUUCAACGAGUAUAGAUCAUUUCUGAGUGGUACUUUAAAGUGCAUGGUAGAUAUAAGACAAAAAAUGAUGAAAAUUUUGUUGUGCUACUUUAAAGUCUGUCAAAAGCAAUGACGUGAUAUCAGCUGGCAUAAAAAAGCAUUUCGAAUUUCUCUCUAGCACAAUGAAGCGAUGCAUCUUUCAAUUUCAUUAGCACUACGCGGUCAUAUCGCAUGCAGACUAAGAAUGUACGAUGCGUAUACGUAUAACGCAUAUAUAGCAAUAAUUUGUUUUGUAUGUACAAAAUGCGGGUGUUAUAAAUGUGUUUGUUACCCCAUGCGGAAGUUAAAUACACGUGAUACAGUCCUUAGUAAGAAGGUUCGUUGUCACCGGCCCAUUCUAAAAUAUUUUGCUAACUCCGCAUGUGGACAAAAAUAUAUAAUAGUGGUUAGAUAUUUUGUUAAAAGAACGUUUAGAAUCUGUUGACCAGACAUCUAAUGACAAAAUAUGUUCAAAAUAUUAUCAACUUAUAUAGAUGCUGUUUAUAUCACAUCGUGCUCAAUACAUUCACCGUACAAUAAUAUUAUAAUACGAAUAAAUAGCAGUGUGUCCUCGGUGCGUCAGCGAUCUUAACUUGUCAAUACUGCAAUGGCGGCUUUCCGUGACGUGACAUAUCGUUUAAUACCGCUGCAUCACAAUUUGUUUAGCGUUUUUGAAUGUGCUUUUAAGCAAUUUAAACACGUAGUUUGGGGGUUGUAUGAGUAAAAAAAGAUAUUGAGGAUUCCAGACAAAGAAAUACACUGUUACUUAAUAUGAUUUAAGAGACUUGAUCUUCCCAGUUUUUAUUACGUACCUAAAAUCCUUCACAUGGCUAUCUAUGGAUCAAAUCUAUAGUUAGUUGCACUGAUUAAAUAUCGUUAAGCGUACACUUUUCAAGGUCUGAAAACUCAUGAAUUACUCGUACAACAACCCUUGACGGGAUAGGCGCUAGUAUGGAAUAAAAGUUUGAUAAAUCUAGUAUCUCGACUGCCACAAGAAUUGUUUUGAGACAUUCGUCACCUUUAAAAUUUCGGGUUUUAGAGGCAGUCAGAAUUGUUAUCAUACAUAGGGUAAAAUAAAGUCUUAUAGUUGAUAAGUAUGAUUAUACCGAGUCCGUCUUAACCGCGACUGCUUGAAAAGUCGUCGAAAGCCGCCCUUGUAUAGUCGUGUCGUAAUGUAUAUGCUGUUUGUCCAAUACAAGUACUUUCUCAUUUCUUUUACUAAGCAGAAUCGAUCAUUUGCAGUAGAUAAGUUUCGCUCAGUUGAAAGAAUGUUUUCAAUCUUACACAGAUGUUUUUAAAUAUGAAGCAGCACUUAAGUGAAAUAAAUCCAAUAUUAAUUACAUUUUAUUAUGCCAUUUUAUUAAACAACAGUUUGUUUUGUGUGUAGUCCCAGUCACUAUAAAUGUUAGGUAUGCGUUGAUUCUCAUGGUACCUUACAUUACGACACAACAACUAGGUAGAUAGGAACUAAGUCCGUUAAUUCAAAUUUUCUGAGAAAAAUAAUUUAUACGCUUUUCUUACUUAAGGUUCUAAGCGGUAAUUAAGUAUUUAUUGUUUAAACAUAACGAUCCUUUAUUAAGGAAUGGACACACCGUUGUAUGAGAUUAGUUAGGUGUAACGAAAUGUCUUUGAGGCGUGGAAGGCGAGCUCUGAAUGUAUGAGAUCUUGAGGAAGGUGAGGCUUAAGCCGCGAGUGAAGUGAAGGAUAGGUUUUUAAGAACCGGCAGAAUUACUUCUCCUAAAGUAUAGAAGAAGUUUUUGGCUCUUAAAAACACAUCUUACGCCACGUAUCCCUAGGCCUCGCCUAUCAGUCACAAUAAAAAGUGGAAUAUCUAAAGUUCAGCUUGUUUUAUAUUUCUUAGUAAAUAAUAUGUAGCUAUGUCAACUUAUUCUAAAGACGAUUGGUAAUGUAAUAAUGGAAAAAACCACUGGGCCAGUUUUUACUUCAUAUUUAGUCGUUAUUACACCAAUCAUGUGUAGGUCUCAAACGAAAUAUAGGACAUAAAGUUCCAUCAUAAUAGGUUAGCGCGUCCGCGAAACUCGAAUACAGACAGACAAACAUGUUUACAAUAUACGUACAUAUCUUGAAGUCGCGCUGCGGUAGCAUUGAUCUCUUUAUCAUCAGAUCUCAUACAUUAGUGUUGCGCAUAGAUAGACUGGUAACUCAAUGAUAACCCGAAUGGUUUUACUGAAAUCCACCGCCAUAUUACAAAAUGACGGUUUGUACUGUAACUGUGAUAUUUUCAUUAAUAAAACCCUUAUUUAUGUCCAAAAUUCCAAAGUAUCUUUAAUUAAAAAAGUCACUGCCAUCGAAAAGAUAUAUAAAAAUCUCAUAGUUUGCAAAUUUACAAUUGUGCUAGGUUGCCCUGGUUUCUGGAAGAUCUGAUCAAUACAAAAAUGUCUUGAUCACCUGUCAAACUUUUAUAUCAACUGUUUUGAUUAGUGGUUAGUCUUUUUGGCCGACUAUUCAAUAUCAUGACCAGUAAGUAGAUUUCGUGAAUUUAAAAAAAAAUAUUACGUUAUAAUGAUAUUUUGCUAACAAUAAAUCAAUCAUUAUACUUUUUUCUUCGUGUUAUAUUACAAAGCCUAUUACUCCACCCAUUUUUCAAUUUGACAUAUAUUAAUUAUCUUCUUUAAUGCACAAAAGCACAAUAAUAUCUCAGUUACGGUCCAAAUAUCGUUAGAAACAUACGUAAAAUGUAACUUCGGCGUAAGCACGGGUCGUGGCCAUCGUGUUCUACGCUAGGAGUAGUUGAUAUAAUAUACUUUAUUUAUUAUUAUAUUAUUAUGUAUUUUUUUAAGUUCUUUGUGAUUUCGUUUUUACAAUCAUUGGCGAUCAACGUUACUUGUUACGGUUAUGUUAAAAUGUUUUUUUUUUUAUAGUCUUGAUGAGAUUUGAGUGGCCAUUUCUCAUGUUUCUGUAAUUCGUGUAACAUUAUAUAUGUGUAAUAUUGUUUAUUGGGUCUUUGUGAUUCUGUAAUUAUCUUAAAACAUGUUAAUAUUAUGUUUUUUUUUCUGUUAGUUUCUAUUCUGUUCUGUUAGGUUAGUAAAAUUACUGACCAUGGCUCGGAAUAUCUGUGGUCUUUGAUUCAUGUUUGUCUUCCCAUGUACGCUAUCCUUUACUCAAUUUGUAUAACUUUUCUUCUAAAAUAGUCUAGUUUUCUAUUGUAUUAUCGUACUGUCACGUAUCCACAUAGUUCUUGCCGAACCAGCCAAACUCAUCAAGACUACACCGUUAUCGGGUGAUUUCGGCAUAUAUUACUUAUUAAAAAAAUUGUGAUUGAAGCUUGAACAGUAUCGUUAAUAUUAUAAUGUAAAUAUGUAGUGAUGAAUGGAGGCCUGAACCUAUAGACUACGUCACAAUGUUGUACAGUUAAUAUAAUAUGUAUUUUGUGUAAAGCUUGGAAAAUUAUGUUUGAUUAUAUGAUAUGAAUUUGUUUUACCUUGUGUCUAGUUAUACGAUAAACAGCUAGAGUUUUAAUGUAUCUACAUUUAUACAUAAUUUUUGUAAUUGAAAUUGAGAUUGUUUAACUGAAUGUAAUAUGUAAAUCGAGGCUUUAAACAACGUUGCAUCGAGCGGAAUCUAUAUAGUAUACAUGAUAAUAUUGUGUUUUGUUAGUUGUCAGUGUGACGAUAGCUAGCCACUAUGACGUAAGAGAUCUGUCGCUCGAUAGAACGUCGCCGGACAGUGUCUGUUUCUGCAAAACUUAUAAGUCUGCAUAAAAAAUAUCAGUAAGAUUUUGGAGUUGUAAUAAACCUUUACAAUGGCCUAGUGUUAUACCCACAUUGUCGUGCAUCGUGUGAUACUCAUCCGUUUGUUGUCGCUAGAUCCCUAACGUAUCCAGUUUUGUACAUAGUGACGCUUCCCGGUUCCCGGCUCGCGAUAGUUUUGCAAGACGGACCCCGACUUAAGAUUCUGUACAUAGACACGUGUAACGGCUAACAUUCGUUUGUUGUUCGGCUGUAGUCAGGCCCCUUCCAUAAUCUCCACAACAUUUUUAUGUUCAUCGAUUUGUAUAGGGACUGUGUUAAGUUUUAGUUUUUUUUCUCUCGUCUAUUUUGUAAGGGGCCCGGUCAAUUCCUUCUAGUUGUUCCGAUGAUAGCUGAACACGCUGUUUCGCUAUGUAAUUUAAAAAAUGUGUGAUAUUUAAAAAUAUGCCUAUGCAGCUUGUACUACUUUCUCUUAUAAACGUCUCUAUAUGAUGUUCACAAAACGCUGUCUAAGACGGUUGUAAGUGGAAGAGUGUUAUUUUUAAAAUAUAUAAUUGCUUCAAAAGCAAUAAAUAGUAUAGGAAUUGACUGUCCCCCAAGAGAUCCAAUGUAAAAAUAUGUCGCUCUGUAGUAUAAAUGCAAAGACAUCUUGUAUAGAGUGUGGUUGCGAAGCGAGAAUGCGAGCGAAACAGGUGAUGAGUGAGCUAUAAUUUAAGUACUAGUUUAUAGUUAGGCGAAAACUGUGAAAACACAGAAUUAAAAAAUCAGUUUUUUUUCCUGUAUCGAGGGAUCAACAGAUAAUGCUUGAUAAAUGUGAUAAUGUCGCAAUAAGCGGUGUGUUGUGGUCUGCGGACGAAAUGAUGAUGUGGAUAGACUUUUUUUUCUUUUUGAGGUACCGUUUUGCGCUGUGAGGAACCUCGGACGGUUUGCUGACAACGAAACCUCGUGCUGUCAGUGUGAGCGCGCGCGUCAUCGCCGGCGGACCUUUACGAGGCGAACUACCGGACGCUAACACGACCUGGUACUCAAUACCCCUUUAGCUUCGUAAAUCAAAAUCCACAAUCAGCCAAAAUCAACACCAAUACGCACACAUUUCUUACUGACUUGGUCUCACAGCUGAUUCAUUGAUGCGUUACCAAGUUGGGUGUGGCGGUGUAACAGUAGAAUACAGAGUUAAAAUCAAUGUGCCAUGAUCUUUGCCGGCUCGGUGGCGCGUGCGCUUCACACGGAAAGAGUUGUUGUUAAAUCAAAAUAUUUCCUAUAAAUAAUAAAAUUUUUAUAACUGA